Dioscorea cayenensis subsp. rotundata (Guinea yam) is the source of this 2275-nucleotide messenger RNA. RefSeq names its product transcription factor bHLH112-like. The record is from RefSeq and is a predicted model, not a curated record. Gene Ontology annotation, molecular function: DNA-binding transcription factor activity, RNA polymerase II-specific; RNA polymerase II cis-regulatory region sequence-specific DNA binding; protein dimerization activity. NCBI's taxonomy places the organism in Eukaryota, Viridiplantae, Streptophyta, Magnoliopsida, Dioscoreales, Dioscoreaceae. The transcript has 7 exons. Gene Ontology annotation, cellular component: nucleus. The coding region runs from base 243 to 1583 and encodes 446 amino acids. Gene Ontology annotation, biological process: regulation of transcription by RNA polymerase II.
AGAAUACAACAUAUGACCAACCAAUAGAAAGGAAUAAACGGGUCUUAUCAUUAAAGGUCAAAUGUCAAACCCGUUAACCCGUUUACCCAAACCUCAACGGUUCUAUAUAAGCCAAGCUCCAUAACCCGUUCCCGUUUCAUUCCAUAGUGAAAAAGAAGAACACCAUAAGCUGACAACGAGAAGAACAAGAAGGAGGCCAGGAGAAGAAGAAGGCAGAGAUAGAAAAGAAGAAGAAGGGAAGCAUGGCUGAUGAUUUUCAUGUAUGCAAUGAGAACUGGUGGAGUGUUGCAAGGAGUAGUAGUGCAGGAUUUGAUGGACCAACAGGGAUGAGUUCAGUGGCGUCUUCUAUUUCUUGCUCUUCUACUAUCAGUCACAUUAGUGGAGGUGGAGGGUAUAGCUGGGCGCCGGCGGAGGUGGUGGAGGGUAGCACAAGGUCUGCCGGAGAUGAACCUGUAGGCUCAGGCUCUGGUAGCACAGUUUCGUACCAAGAUAGCCACAAAGUUCAGGCCUCAGAUCAAGUGCCUCCUUGCGUUUCAUUCAUGGACUCUUCGUUACAAGUUCCUGGUUUUGGUCUCUCAUCUCCCAUGAUUGAUUGGAAUCAAGCUUUGAUUGGUAGUGGAAGAGUUGAGCCUAGUUUCCAUGCCAUGUUGCAAGAAGAUCUAAGCUCAAGAGCAGUUUUCCGGCAAGGCAUACCGAUGGAAUCUGCUCAAGCUCAAGGUCAAGGAAGUACCGGUGGAUCCUCGGCAAAUCUUUUUAAGGAGAUGAACCAAGGAUUAAUCCUACUUGAACAGCAGCAUCAGGAGCAAGGUCAAGGUGGCAACUUUCCUCUGGUUCCAACUUCCUAUGGAUACAACUCUGUGGCCCAAGGUCUCUAUGAACAAGAGAACAAGUCCCAACAGCAGCAAUCUCUCUUUCAGUCUCCCAUGGUUUUUCAACACACUGAUCUCCCUCAGUUCCUCAAGUCCUCAAGUCCUAAGCAUCAUGCUCUUUCAAAUCAGCUUCACUUCUCUAACAACACUCCCUACUGGAAUGCCUCAGGCGGAACCGCCGGAGUCGAUGUCAGGCCGUCUUUCUACGCUUCCUUGCCUUCCCAUUUUGUUCAACAAGCCUUUGAGCAAAAACCAAACUGCAACAAUAACCUCAGCAUCAAGAACAGUGAAGCAGUUACCUCAGGGACUAGGAAAAGCAACAGUGAGCCAGCAUUCAAAAAGCCUAGGAUGGAGACUCCAUCACCAUUGCCAACUUUUAAGGUGAGGAAGGAGAAGUUAGGAGACAGAAUCACAGCUCUUCAGCAAUUGGUCUCUCCUUUUGGAAAGACUGAUACCGCAUCCGUUCUCCAUGAAGCCAUCGAUUAUAUCAAGUUCCUUCAUGAACAAGUUGGUGUUCUAAGCACGCCAUAUCUGAAGAAUGGGAAUCUCGUGCAACAUCAGCAGAAUAAUGAGAAGCACAAGGAUGGUGAGGGAUCAAAGCAAGACCUCAGGAGCAGAGGAUUGUGCUUAGUUCCUAUCUCGAGCACGUUCCCGGUGGCGAGUGAAACUCCAGCAGACUUCUGGACUCCAACCUUUGGAGGGAUGUACAGAUAGAGUGGUGCAAGUGUGCUUGAAGAUUGAAAUAUAAACUGAUAAUUAAAGAGAAAGAGAAGGGAACUAUAUAUAUAUAUAUAUAUAUAAUAAUAAUAAAUAUAUAGCUCACUGAGCUUUCAGUAUGACCCUUGAGAGACAGGCAUUGUUGGGACAGCUGCAAGGAGAAAUGAUGGAAGGUUGGCCAUGGAUUAGAAGGUUUAAUUUGGAAAGGAAUACUAGGAAUUAUUGUAUUGAUUGGUGGGUUAGUGGAUGGGAACAGGUGCUAAAAUUUGGCAGGGGAUUAGGAUUAGUUUAGAAGGGUGGGGACUAUGGUUGUUAGUAGAUGAAAUUUAGCAGAAAAAAAGGAAGGUCUUGUUCUAGUUGGAUGUGUGCAUAUGGCUUUCUUUUUUCUUCAGAAAAGAAAUUAACAAUACUAGCAAGGAAUAAUUUCAUUUCCUGAAUAUGGGCAAGUGUUGUGACUUUUUAUUUGAAGGAUCUCACUUUUUAGAUUUAUUUAUAUGAUUUUAAUGUGGUAGUGGAAGUCAGAUGUGGCCCACUUGAGAGUUUUGAAAGUUGAAACUUCUCUCACUUUCUCUGUCUCUCUCUGUCUCUCUGGGUUCAGGAAAUGGAAAAAGCUUUUAUGCUUUCCAUUGGAUCCUCACAUUGGAGGUCAUUCAUUGGGAGAACAAUCUUUCCUCUGUUAACUAAGAAUU